AUCAGUAUUAAAAAUCCCUGUUAGCUGACUUCGAUACCGAUAGCUUUAAUCGAAUCCAAAUUUCCCACAUUUAAAACUAUGAAAUUUUUGUAAGUUAUCAUGGAGACGCCACCAACGCCCACCACGACCACCCCGUCAUCAUCGACAACUGAGGGCACCAUGGACGACAUCCAGUACCUGCUGCACCUAGAGGCGAUUCGCCGUUUCCAGGAAGACAGCCGCAAUGUAAAGCGCCAGAUGGAGGAGCAACUGCACAUUUGGCUUGACACCAAGUGUGAGUAUCAGCGGGAAUUUGGGCGGAUGGCGAGGAUCCUUAGGUGCGGAGCGUUGCAAGCGGCCGUGGAUGCCCAUCGUGGAUCUGAUGUCAAACAAAUUGAGCAGGCGGCCAAAGAUAUCGCUAGUCUGCUAUCCAAACUAAGCAAUGAUCUGCGUCCCGCUAUUUUGGACUCUAACGAUGUGGAGCACGGCCUGGAUCAGCUGAACAGCAGCCACAAACCGCGCUUAAAUCUCUGCCGGCAGCAACGAGAGUGCGCCCAGAACCAGGAAGCUCUAAGGAGUUUGCGUACCGCAGUCGAUGGUUUAGAGAAUGGUAUGGAAAUGGGCAUGGCACAGGCAAUAAAUCGCCUUGUGGAGGACCUCCUCCCACCGCGGGAAAAAGAACAACUACCCGGUCGUCUCAAAAGUAUAUUUGAUUGUGCGAUAUAAACUAGUUUAUAAUAAUAAAAACAGAGACUUGCGAAUGAAAA
This is a messenger RNA of Drosophila erecta, 746 nucleotides long. It is a transcript of the gene dgt4, whose product is annotated as augmin complex subunit dgt4. NCBI's taxonomy places the organism in Eukaryota, Metazoa, Arthropoda, Insecta, Diptera, Drosophilidae. The coding region runs from base 100 to 705 and encodes 201 amino acids. The transcript has a single exon. The record is from RefSeq and is a predicted model, not a curated record.